Messenger RNA from Bursaphelenchus okinawaensis, 4269 nucleotides. NCBI's taxonomy places the organism in Eukaryota, Metazoa, Nematoda, Chromadorea, Rhabditida, Aphelenchoididae. The record is from the annotation of a GenBank genome assembly.
AUGUCCGACGAGAGUGGUCCUACUUCAUCCCGACGUGCCGUCCGCUUUCAGGAACAGUGGGUAAGUGGUCAACAAGUGUAAUGUCAACAACAAGCGUGGUGUCAACACUAACUAUAGUAUCCACAACAUCUUGUUUUCAGCGACAAACUCAGAUCCAAACUCUCGACUCAGACCAGGACUCCCUCUCCCAGUACUCCACCAGCACAAAGUCCUCGGCACGCACAGCACAACCUCCCAAAGUUGCACUAUCAACACAAGAAACCCCGAAUGUAGCCGCGGCUACAAAAAGCACUGCUGAGCCACUGCCUGAGGGGCCUUCGAAUUUGAUGUGAGAUAAUUAAUACGAGGUUAAACGUUCUGGAUUAAUUAGUUUACUGUUUAAGCAGUAAUAUUAGCACAAAACAGCUGCAAAUCUUGACGUAUACUUACAUUUCAAAACAUCACUGGCACGGUUUGUAACAUUACGACAAGUUUGGCUGUUUUAAAUUAAGUAACACCACUUGUUUGGAGUAAUAAUGUACAAACUUGAAGAAGGAAAGACAAGCUUUAGAGUGAAGAUGUGGAAAAUUAUAGUAGAAAGACACCCACCUCUAGUCAAGAUUUACAACCUUAUGCCAGUUAUUUAAACAAUACAAGUUUAUAUACUGACAAUUGUCUGUAGGUGAUAACAAGAACACGUUUUAAAGGUCUAUUUUCGUACAAAUCCAACACAGUACUCUAAGAACAUACAAUACAUUCGUAGUUGACCUUGUUAACCACCACAAACCUAACUACUAAACUUACAGACAGAACAGUCAAGUAUCCCUGACAGUAACCGAUGACCGAGAAAUACCCUCAAGGCUUUCGUUCAUCGUCAAGGAAAAGCUACACGAGUUCGCGAAGGACAUCAGAAGGCGCACCUCAGAAGUCCGCGAAGAGAUCAUCCGUGAUGUGACUCCCGAGCCCGAGGAAGAGGUCGACAACCAAGAGGACAAAGGUCACGAUGACGCCUCGCUGAUGUCGCUGAUCGGACUACACUCGGGAGACGCCGAGCAGAGCGAGGGACUGUACUGCGGCUUCAUACCCAAGUCUGUGAAUCCAUUCAGUAAGUUGUUUUUGGGGUCAAAUGCCUCGAAUCGCACGCCUCGCUGCGUCCGCUUGGCCAAAUAUGACACAUAAACUUUAUAUUACUGCAAGAUUGUAUAGUAAGAGCUUAACUGCAUUACCUAAUUCAUUCAAUUAAGGCGUGAGUUACAUGGUCUGGUUAUGUCUUGUGAUGCUCGCCUUCCUCUACAAUGCCUUGGCCAUCCCCUUAAGAAGCACCUAUCCUUAUCAGACUAGACGCAACCUUCGCUACUGGAUGAUGGUCGACUACACCUGCGACCUCAUCUACCUGCUGGACAUGAUCGUGGUGAAGCCAAGGAUGGUUUUCACAAGAGGCGGAAUUACAAUAGUAAGCACAAAAUACAGUAUGACACACAAUACAAUAUAAUUUACUAGAACUUAAAGUUGAAGAUGUUGCACUAAAAGUAUAACAAGUUCAAGAUAUAACCUUUGUAGACUUAACACAAAAGUUUCUUUCAGAAAGACCCAAAAGAAAUGCGAAAUCACUACGUUAUCAGUAACACCUUCAAACUAGACAUAAUAUCAGUAAUACCAUUCGACCUCGGCUACUGGAUUACUGGCCCAGUAGCAGCCUGGCGGCUGACCAGACUAAGUAAAUUAGGAUCCUUCUGGGAGUUCUUCGAUCUCUUGGACAGCUCUUUCUCCAACCCCUACAUAGUACGGUAAGUAAAAACAACAUUACCAACUAGAAGAUACGUAAACAACAAUAUACUUACACAAAAAGACUUGUCACACAUGAUAAACACCGUCAUCUAAUUUUAUUAUCUUCAGAAUCACAAAAACCUUCAGCUACAUGAUCUACAUCAUCCACUGCAACAGCUGUGUCUACUACAUGUUAAGUGCUUGGCAAGCCUUCGGUCAGAUCUCCUACAGAUUCCACCAACGGUGGUACCUCAACAAGUGGGUCUACAACAACCAAGGAAACGCCUACAUACGAUGCUUCUACUUUACUUCAGCAGUCGCUACAUCAACCGGGAACAACCCUGCACCAACGAAUGUAAUCGAAUACAUCUACAUGACAUUUUCCUGGAUGAUGGGUGUGUUUGUGUUUGCCUUGUUGCUCGGUCAGGUACGUUAUUUGCUGAACUCAACAUGUACCAUGCUUGUGUACAUAAUGUAUAGCAACAUGUAUAAAGUGGUUCCAGUUUGUUUAAGCAAAAAUAGAAUAACACGUGCUACAGCGUCAACGUAGGCUAUUAGCAGUGUCAUUCGAACCGUGUAACACGUGGUAUAAUGACGUUUCAGAUCCGGGACAUUGUCUCCAACGCCAACAAGAACAGCGAGGAGUUCAGGAACAUUAUGGACAAGGCUUUGGCCGAGUGCAAACGACUCGAUUUGCCCGAGCAUCUGGUCAACAGAGUUCGCACAUGGUUCAUGUACACUUGGGAACAACAGAAGACUCUCGACGAGAAGAAGUUGGUCGAGAAGUUGCCUUUGAAGCUACAGACAGAUCUGGCCUUAUCAGUACAUUACAAUACUCUUAGUAAAGUGCAACUGUUCCAGGUAAUCAAAACUGAAUCACAAUUCAAACGAUUUUUUGCUAAAAUUACAAAAAAAUUGCAAAACCCGUUUAGAUGUUGUGAAAACAUGCAAAUUCUGCAAACAAAGUCAACAAAUCUUAGCUUGUUUGGUGUAAUAUACACCAAGAAACAUCAAAUUAGACAAGCAUCACAUCGAAAAAGCAAAAAUAAAUUUUUAGAUUAAUUUUUAACACAAAAAAUAAUUUUCUAAAAUAAUUCUAAAAACUAAAAAUAAAAUUUUUAAAUAAUUUUAAAAACUAAAAAUAAAUUUUCAAACGUUUUUUUUGCCGCGCGUUUUAUUUUUCCUUGAUCUGUGGCCAAACGAUGCCAGUAGCAGCUUUAGUACAAUUGUGUUAACUAAUAAAUUACCGUUCUCAAAACAAAUAAGACAACAUUGCAUGCCACACAAACUUGAAAUAACAGUGUAAACAAGCGGAACAGUUGGGAUACAAUACUGUACCCGUUUCACAACAUUAUUAUACUAACCAAACAUCUCGCUAACCAUAUUACCGUCAGAAAUUAAAAUGUUUUCGAUUACCGAAACCUACUCCAAAUUAGGAAACGAGCAGAAGCCAGAGAUUAAAGUUUCGCAUUUAGGAUGCGGACCGUGCAUUGCUAAGGGACCUUGUACUUAAGCUCAAACCCGUGAUAUUCCUGCCCGGUGAUAUGAUUUGCAGGAAAGGAGACGUGGGCAAGGAAAUGUACAUUGUUAAUCAGGGGAUCUUGGAGGUGGUGGGAGAUGCCAACCAAGUCUUUGCCACGCUCAAAGAAGGCUCUGUAUUUGGGGAAAUUAGGUAGGUUUGUCCAAGAAUGGUACUAUAACUACAAACGAGAACAAAGAAGAGUAUUUACUUCGAAAGCAAAACUGAAAAAGUCAAAAACAUGCCCUAAUAAAAUUAAACACACCAAAAACCACCUAAACCUAAAAUACUGACAAUUUCAGCUUACUGGCCAUUGGCGGAAACAACCGAAGAACAGCCAACAUCAGAUCCAAAGGUUAUUCCACGUUGUUCGUCCUCUCGAAAGAAGACCUCAAUGAUGUGAUACGAGAUUAUCCCGAUGCCCAACAGUUAUUAAAGAAAAAAGCAAGGUAACGUAUAUAUAAACCACAGAAAUCACGUACUUCCUACGCCCAAAAUAAACAAAGAUACUGUUUGAAAAGAGGACGUACAUGCUGUAAUUGUUGUGUACAAAAGAGUUCAUUUCAGAAAGAUGCUCAAGAAAGACGAGAAAAAGGAUGACACUACCAAAGAAAAAGCACGAGAGGAACUCAAGGACAAGUGCCGAGUCUCAACCGACAUCAGGGUACCCAAGAUGCUCCAAACAGUACGAGCACUCCUCCCGAAAGAGUCCCAAACAAAGCAAGAGCUGGAGAAAGUACUGGAAAGUGAGUAAAUAGAUGUGCGAGUGUAAAUAGUAACAAAUUACGUAACUUGUCAAGGCAUGUGGGGGAGAGGGAUUACUGAGUGUAAACGUCAGCCGGCUGACACUGACCAUUCCAGGCAAAACCAGGAAUCGACGCAAACUCAAAAGGUGGAGCACCAUUCCCACCCAUUUCUCGGUCGUUCCGGAACGUCGUGUACCACCGCCCUUGCAACGUGCCAAGUCGCUGGACUUUAGAAAAGAAGAACAAAGUCCCAAGUAG